AUGACAGACCAGCGGUAUGCGCUAGAAUACAGGACAGCGCCGGAACGUACCAUAACUAUUAGUGGCGUGCCAGAGAAGAAUCAGGUUGCAGUCCCUCCAGAAACAUCGACCUGUGUCAACGUGCUACUAUUCCCGUCAGGGAGUACCUGUGUCGUAACGCCGUUGAUAACGAAGCUGGGUCCCGAGGCUGACGAGGAAACGAACGAGUCCCCGACAGUGACUGCAGGGUUAUUAGGUGUGAGCGUAGUCGACCCAAAGACAAAAAGGGAUUCAGAACUUCCGGUGGACGUUACGGGGCCUAGAGGAACGAUUGGGGUCAGGUUCUUCGUGGAUGCGUCCUCGUUACCCCGGCAGCGACACUGGUGGACACAGGGCCCCGGUUCUCGCUGUCGCCGCCGCCGUCACUGUUGCCCUUGA
Molecule: messenger RNA, 417 nt
Organism: Purpureocillium lilacinum
Lineage: Eukaryota; Fungi; Ascomycota; Sordariomycetes; Hypocreales; Ophiocordycipitaceae
Source: RefSeq, a predicted model, not a curated record